AUGAUGCCGUCAAGUUUGCACUGCAAGUCGGCAACCUCGACCUCGUACAGUAUCUCCUUGGGCGCCACCCAGAGCUCCGCGACGACGUUGAGUUAUCAUCUGACCGACGCGACCCGAUUCCUCCUUGCGGCUGGCAUUGACACGCCGCGCGAAUGCCUUGUCUGCAUUGCGGGGUUUCGAGAGCUUGUGUUUGAGAGGAAGCUCUUGCUGCCAUACUACAUCGAUGCGACGUACGUCCUUGACCAUGUCAUGUUUCUUCUCGACCUCUUCGCGCUGCCCAACCGCCGCCUCGCGACGGCUCGCCAGCUGAUCACACCCAAGCUCCUGAACCAAGGAAGAUAG
Messenger RNA from Saprolegnia diclina VS20, 342 nucleotides. RefSeq lists its product as hypothetical. The transcript has a single exon. NCBI's taxonomy places the organism in Eukaryota, Oomycota, Saprolegniomycetes, Saprolegniales, Saprolegniaceae. The record is from RefSeq and is a predicted model, not a curated record. Bases 1 to 342 code for a protein of 113 amino acids.